Messenger RNA from Scleropages formosus (Asian bonytongue), 6682 nucleotides. It is a transcript of the gene map3k4, whose product is annotated as mitogen-activated protein kinase kinase kinase 4. The transcript has 29 exons. Gene Ontology annotation, molecular function: ATP binding; protein kinase activity. NCBI's taxonomy places the organism in Eukaryota, Metazoa, Chordata, Actinopteri, Osteoglossiformes, Osteoglossidae. Gene Ontology annotation, biological process: MAPK cascade; protein phosphorylation. The coding region runs from base 1210 to 6069 and encodes 1619 amino acids. The record is from RefSeq and is a predicted model, not a curated record.
GUGCGCGCGCGCGCGCGCGGGCGCAUUUCCUUUGAUAACGGGGUGAGAUUAAUAGGAUGUGCUCGUCUCUCUCUUCUGUCAGCCGUUUGUUGAGUUCGUUCGUGGUUUUAUCCAACGCGACUUUUCAGUCGUUUUUUAUCUACUCAUCCAGCUUCGUUAAAUUUUCACUGGAGCAAUUUAGGGAGACUCGGAGAUACAGAGCCGGGCGAAGUUCACAUGCAAGCUUCGCAUCGCGGAAGAGCUGCCAGACUCUGGACAGCAGGUUGAUCAUCUAACGCUGGAAGUCGCCUCUCGAAGCUUCCCUUUUGGGCGAGUGAACGAGUGUGUGCGAUAACCCUGCGGUGGACCGGUGGCCUGUCCAGGGCGUACCCUGCCUCGUGCCCUAUGCGCCAUGGGUAGAGGGUCUGGACCGGCGAGCGGCGACCCAAGCAGUUCUUGAUGAUGGACGGAUUCUUUGGACAACAGCGUCGCAAGACAAAAGCAAGACGGGACAGAACGGAGUCGAUCCUUCCUGGAAGUUUCCUCCAGCAAUGUUCUUGGGCGGAAAUUUCAAUGACCUUCGCGAGCCAGCGCGGUUGAUACACGGUAAAACUGCACUGAGGGGAAGUGGCACGUCAUAAGCUCGAAAAACACCCACUUGGUGGAUGAUAAGUUGCACAGUAGCGGAAUUAUAUAUGUGCGCUGUACUGUUACCAAAUUAAUAAUAAUUCCACUAACUGAGGCAAACCAUUGGCCCGUGUAUGUAGGCAGAGGAACCAUUUCUUUGGUUUGUUUGUAAGAAAUGUACCUGAGAGCAAUAUUAAGCGUGUCCGCUUUUACUCGUCAGUAGUGUGGAAUGCAGUGUUGGGCAGGUUUCCUUUCCAGCGUGUGUGUGUCUCUCUCUCUCUCUCUCUCUGUGUCUGUGUGAGCGGACGAAGAGCGGAGGUACCGCGCGCUCUGCGCCUGAGCCGCUCGGGUUGCCGUAGCGAUGAUCUCCUCUGUCCGCCUCUCAAUGAGCGCUGCCAAGAUGGCGCCGGCAGCCUCACGGAGCAGCUUGGACUCUGCGGGCGGCUAGACACGGCUGUGCAGCACCGAGUCUCGGCCACGGAGAGCAACAUUUGCAGCAAGUAAUAAAAAGCGCGAAAGUCGGCUGCUGUUGGGCCCGCCAUGGUGGAUCUCAUGCACGACUGGGAUUAUUGAAAAGAGAGAACCAGCCCCCCUCGCUCCGGCAUGGACGCCCCGCACCGCGGCGAGGCCAGCAGCAGACAGGAGGGUCCCCCGAAAGAUGGUUCCCACCGGAGCUCAGAGGUGGACGACCUGUGGGACGAGCCCAGCGAGGAGGAGGAAGCCCUGUACAGUGCCUCCCCACCCCGCACCCCCCGCCAGAUGAAACGCAUGUCGGGCAAGCAUCAGAGGAACAUCCUUAGCAAGUCCACGGGUCGCUCCCCUAAUAAAGUAGAAAAAGUGGUCCCCUCCGGCCAUUGUGCCUACAGGGAGAAAGAGGUCACCAGGCCUGCCGACACGCCUGAGGAAUAUAGCUACAGGCAGGGAAAGAAGCAUCGGGCCACCUUACGUUCCAACGAAAGAGACCACAAAAAGACGUUUGAGGGCUCCUUCAUGCUGGACCCCUUGUCCAAGUCCAGCCCCUUUGGAUCCCUCAACAUGGACCCCCGGAAGCCCUACCUGAGCCUUGCCUGCAGCAGCAGCAAGCUUCCGGUUAGCAUGCCUCAUCAUGUGGCCCGGCCACAUCGGCAGACAUCGCGAACUGACUGUCCCGCUGACCGCCUCAAAUUUUUUGAGACGCUGAGGCUGCUGCUGAAGCUCACCUCUAUGUCCUCUAAGAGGAAGGAGAAGGAGCAGCGUGGACUGGAGAACACGGCCUUCAUGGGGCAGAACAAUGAGGUGAUCUGGUUGGAGCUGCAAGCGUGGCAUGCACACCGCAGUGUCAAUGACCAGGACCUCUUCCUCUACACCGCCCGCCAGGCCAUCCCGGACAUCAUCGAGGAAGUGCUAAAUUUCAAGGUCAACUACCGUAGUCUGGGAACUUUGGGUGGCGCUGAGGGUGCAGGUCACGAGGCGGACGCGGCACCUGUAGCCUGCAGUAAGACGGACACGGUGGGUGUGCCACUGUGCAAUGAGGCGGACCCUGGAGGCUGGGCUUGCGGUGAGGCGGAUCCGAACGGCAAGCCAGGAACUGAGGCAGUGUUAGGUGACCUUGAGGGUGGCAAGCGCAGGGAUGUUGCAGGUAUGGCCACGGACCUCCAAGACCUGCAGCAUUUCAGUGCUUGUGCGCCAGAGGACGAUGCCAUGGUAGACUGCCAGGGGCACCUGCAGCGCCAGCGGCUGGCCUUCGAGCAAGUCAAACGGGUGAUGGAGAUGCUGGAGUCAGUGGAGGCGUUGUACCCCUCGCUGCAGACGCUUCAGAAGGACUACGAGAAGUAUGCGGCACGUGAUUUUCAGGCCAGGGUGCAGGCGCUCUGCCUGUGGCUCAACAUCACCAAGGACCUGAACCAGAAGCUCCGGGUCAUGGGCACCGUUUUGGGUCUCCGUGAUUUGUCACACUUGGGCUGGCCCGUCUUUGAGAUCCCCUCGCCGCGCUGCUCACGGGGCACCGAGGAUGACGAGGAGGAGGAGGACGAGAAUGACUCGACGGCUACCUACACGGCCGACAGCGAUGGUGAGGAGCCAUCUGAUGCGCCGGGUGGCAGUAAUCCGCCACCCUGCCAGACUCCCAAGUUCGCCCGCCUUUUGUCAGAGGAAGAGUUCCUCUUGCCAGCCUCAGGUGCGACUCUUGAGGGAACCGGGGCUCCUGAAGGGAGCGGAGGUGGCGGAGGGAGCCGGCACUCUACCACCUCCAUAUAUCGACCCUUUGUGGACAAGGCUCUGAAGCAGAUGGGACUGCGUAAGCUCAUCCUCAGGUUGCACAAGCUGAUGGACCGCUCUCUGCAGAGGUCACGGGCAGCACUGCUAAGCCAUGCCCCGCCACAGGAGUUCUCAGAGUACCCAGACCCCCUUCUGUACAGUGACUACCUGCCAGAGUUCUCCCGUUGCCAGUCCUGUGAAGCAGAGGAGUCAGGGGAAGGACUGGUGUCGUGGACAGAGCUGCUCGCCAUGGAUCUCCCCUCCUUUCAGCCUGCCUUCCUGGUACUGUGCCGCGUGCUGCUCAAUGUCAUCCACGAGUGCCUGAAGCUGAGGCUGGAGCAGAGGCCAGCUGGAGAGCCGUCGCUACUCAGCAUCAAACAGUUGGUGCGCGAGUGCAAGGAGGUGCUGAAAGGUGGCCUCCUAAUGAAGCAGUAUUACCAGUACAUGCUGCGCGGAGUGGUGUCCGAUCCCCAGGGCCCGCAGAGCAAUGCCAAUAUCGACGAGUUUGAGGAGGAUCUCCACAAGAUGCUCAUGGUGUACUUUGACUACAUGCGUAGCUGGAUCCAGAUGCUUCAGCAGCUUCCGCAAGCCUCCCACAGCCUGAAGAACCUUCUGGAGGAGGAAUGGAACUUCACCAAGGUCAUCACUCCCUAUAUCCGCGGUGGUGAGGCACAGUCCGGCAAGCUCUUCUGUGACAUUGCAGGGAUGCUGCUCAAGUCCACUGGGGACUUCUUGGAUGCUGGGCUGCAGCGGAGCGAUGAUGAAUUUUGGGAAAGCGCCGAUGACAGUACAGCCUCGGAUGAGAUCAGGCGGUCGGUGAUUGAAACGAGCCGCUCCCUCAAAGAACUGUUUCAUGAGGCCAGAGAACGAGCAUCCAAAGCGUUGGGCUUCGCCAAGAUGCUUCGCAAGGACCUGGAAAUAGCAGCUGACUUUACCAUUACUGCUGGAGUCCCUAGUCUUCUUGAAGCUCUGAAGGCAAAGGAGUAUGUCAAGGUGCAAAUCCCAGGCCUGGAGGAGCUCCAGGUAUUUGUCACUUAUGGUUUGGUCUCCCAGCGCCCUGUCAUCCUUCAGCUCCUCAAUGCAGCAGCAGGGAAGGACUGUUCCAAGGAGCCUGAUGAGAUGGGUGAAGAUGAGGCUUACCUGCUCAUGAGCAAGCAUGGAGCUGGAGACUUACUUGCUGGGGCUGCCUGGACGCAGUGGGACGGUACCCUGCUCAAGCUGGUACCUCAGAUGGAGACAGUAGACACAUUGAGAGCCAUGAAGGUAGAGAAUCUGCUGCUUGUGGUGAUGCAGUCGGCUCACCUAGUUACCCAACGCAAGGCUUUCCAGCAGUCCAUGGACGAAGUGCUUACUCUGCGCUGCGAGCAGACAUCCAGCCAGCCCCUUAUUGCGGCGGCGCUUGAACAGCUCAAGAACGAGGCUCUGGAGCUGUGCAUGAAGAUCAACAGCGCCAUCGACCGCGUGGAGUACAUGUUCACCUCCGAGUUUGAAGCCGAGGUGGAGGAAUCGGAGUUGGCCACGCUGCAGCAGUACUAUCGGGAGGCUAUGAUCCAGGGUUACAACUUUGCCUUCGAGUAUCACAAGGAGGUCGUGCGCUUGAUGUCGGGGGAAUUCCGGCAGCGGAUUGGAGAGCAGUACAUCGCUUUCGCCCGCAAGUGGAUGAACUAUGUCCUCACCAAGUGCGAGAGCGGUCGUGGCACACGACCCAGGUGGGCUACGCAAGGCUUUGACUUCCUACAAGCUAUUGAACCUGCCUUUAUUUCAGCGCUGCCUGAAGACGAUUUCCUGAGUCUGCAGGCCCUCAUGAACGAGUGCAUCGGUCAUGUGAUCGGCAAGCCCCACAGUCCUGUGAGCGGCCUCUACAUUGGUCCCAGGAACAGCCCCCGACCUGUCAAGGUUCCACGGUGCCACAGCGACCCCCCGAACCCCAACCUGUUUAUUCCCAACACAGAGGUCUUCAGCUCUAGGAGUCUCCCCUGCGACCUCCGGACCCCGCCGUGCCCCAUUGGUCCCCGCCCUGCUCCGCAGGGUGCUGGGGAACCUACCUUCACCAAACCGCCCGCCAGCACCCCCAAUGACCUCAGGGGCACCAACCUCCAUGAGAACGAUCGCCUGUCGUCGGUGCCUGCGGAGCUGCAGUUCAAGUCCCUGAGUCGUCACUCCAGUCCCACUGAGGACAGGGAAGAGCCCAUGUACCCAAAAGGAGACCCCAGCACGACAGCUCGACGCAGCUGGGAGCUCCGAAACUUCAUGAGCCAGCCUAAAGCCCGGCAGGGUCCGAUGGAAGCGGUGAGACGCUCAAUCCGCUCCUUCGAGGAGACGCGCUAUGCCCUCCUGAAGCAGCGCAACAUCAUCGGCCAAGUGUGUCACAAGCCUAAGUCUUACGACAACGUCAUGCAAGUGGGUCUGCGGAAGGUCACCUUCAAGUGGCAGAGGGGCAACAAGAUUGGUGAAGGGCAAUAUGGGAAGGUGUACACCUGCAUCAAUGUUGAUACUGGAGAGUUGAUGGCCAUGAAGGAGAUUAGAUUCCAGCCCAACGAUCACAAAACGAUCAAGGAGACUGCUGACGAGCUGAAGAUUUUUGAGGGCAUCAAGCAUCCGAACUUGGUCCGCUACUUUGGAGUGGAAUUGCAUCGGGAGGAGAUGUACAUCUUCAUGGAGUACUGUGACGAGGGCACCUUGGAGGAAGUGUCACGGCUGGGGCUGCAGGAGCACGUGAUUCGCCUUUACAGCAAGCAGAUCACCACCGCCAUCAAUGUGCUUCACGAGCAUGGAAUUGUGCACCGGGACAUUAAGGGAGCAAACAUUUUCCUAACAUCGUCAGGCCUCAUCAAGUUGGGUGAUUUCGGCUGUUCCGUCAAGUUGAAGAACAAUGCUCAGACCAUGCCUGGUGAGGUGAACAGCACUUUGGGAACAGCAGCAUAUAUGGCACCGGAGGUCAUCACCAGGGCAAAAGGUGAAGGCCACGGUAGAGCAGCUGACAUCUGGAGUCUGGGCUGUGUCCUGAUCGAGAUGGUGACGGGGAAGCGGCCGUGGCACGAGUACGAACACAACUUUCAGAUCAUGUACAAGGUGGGUAUGGGUCACAAGCCACCCAUUCCUGAGAAAUUGAGCACAGAGGGGAAGGAUUUCCUGUGCCACUGUCUGGAAAGUGAGCCUAAACACCGCUGGAGUGCCAGCAUGCUGUUGGACCACCCUUUUGUCAAGGUGUGCACAGAUGAAGAGUGAAAGUUGGGGCCUUACUUUUUGUACAAAGCCAAGCACUACUGUAUGUAAUAUUUACAAACCUGUUCUCCAGUGAUGGAAGGACAAUUUUUUUUUUUGUAAACUGGAUGUUGGGCCAUUGCAGCUCCUCAGCCAGACUGAGGGGAUCCUUCCCAGCAUGCAAUUUAACAGAGGAAGUUGUGCAGAAAGAGCAAGUCUUACCUGUCCAGGGAUCAGAUGGCAAGGCCCUUUUAUUUGUACAAAUAAUAGCUACCACCUCAAAUUUGUAAGAACAAAACUGAGAGUCUUCUAUGGACAUGGAUAGAGAACACUGAACUGCAUCCAGUAGUAAUUCAAUCCAUGGAUGGAUGGGGGGGGUGUUGCAAGAUUCAAGGCUUAAGUAUUUCUUCAUGCUGCACAGCCCACUUCGAAGUGUUUGUGUGCUGGGACUGUACUCCCCCUGUGGGAUGUGGAGUGGGAUACAUGCUCUCCUAUGGCUGCUGAAAUAUUGUAGCGCCUGCUGCUCUUUCAAUGUUUGCAUUGUAAAGUAUAAUUAAAUCCUUGACUUUUGAAGCUUGAACGGAAAUCACUUACUACACAACUGCACUGCCACCCUCCCUCUCUCUCAGGAGACUCU